Molecule: messenger RNA, 1096 nt
Organism: Crotalus tigris (Tiger rattlesnake)
Lineage: Eukaryota; Metazoa; Chordata; Lepidosauria; Squamata; Viperidae
Gene: RPL5
Product: ribosomal protein L5
Exons: 8
Coding region: 144-1037 (297 amino acids)
Biological process (GO): ribosomal large subunit assembly; translation
Cellular component (GO): cytosolic large ribosomal subunit; ribosome
Molecular function (GO): structural constituent of ribosome; 5S rRNA binding
Source: RefSeq, a predicted model, not a curated record
CCUCUUGAGGCGAACUCCCUCGUCUUCCUGGUCACGUGCCGCGCCUGCGUCCUAAACUCGGCCUUUUUUCGCAGCAUUACGGGUUGCGGACGUUUCGUUAGGUGGCCCUCGGCCUAAAACAAAACGGGAUACAACCGGCAAUCAUGGGUUUUGUCAAAGUUGUCAAGAAUAAGGCCUACUUUAAGAGGUACCAAGUCAAGUUCCGAAGAAGGAGAGAGGGAAAGACUGAUUACUAUGCUCGUAAGCGCUUGGUGAUUCAAGAUAAAAACAAGUACAACACUCCUAAAUACAGGAUGAUUGUACGUGUCACUAACAGAGAUAUCAUUUGCCAGAUUGCAUAUGCCAGAAUUGAAGGCGACAUGAUUGUCUGUGCUGCAUACGCUCACGAGCUGCCAAAGUAUGGUGUGAAAGUAGGCUUGACCAACUAUGCUGCUGCUUAUUGCACGGGCUUGCUGAUGGCCCGCAGGCUUUUGAAUAAAUUUGGUCUCGAUAAGAUCUAUGAAGGCCAAGUUGAAGUGACUGGUGAUGAAUACAAUGUGGAAAGUGUGGAUGGACAGCCUGGUGCCUUUACUUGUUAUCUGGAUGCUGGUCUCGCUCGGACGACUACGGGGAACAAAGUCUUUGGUGCUCUGAAAGGAGCUGUGGAUGGUGGUCUUUCCAUUCCACACAGUACCAAGCGUUUCCCUGGUUAUGACUCAGAGAGCAAAGAAUUCAAUGCAGAAGUCCACCGCAAGCAUAUCAUGGGCCAAAACGUUGCAGAUUACAUGCGAUACCUGAUGGAAGAAGACGAAGAUGCUUAUAAAAAACAGUUCUCUCAGUAUAUCAAGAACAAUGUAACACCUGACAUGAUGGAAGAAAUGUAUAGAAAAGCGCAUGCUGCAAUACGUGAAAACCCUGCCCAUGAAAAGAAACCUAAGAGAGAAGUUAAAAAGAAGAGGUGGAACCGUCCUAAAUUGUCUCUUGCUCAGAAGAAAGAUCGUGUGGCUCAAAAGAAAGCUAGCUUCCUUCGGGCCCAGGAACGUGUGGCUGAUAGUUAGGAUGCCUUCCAUAAUUUUCUGUGAAGAUUUUGGAAUACAAAAUAAACUUAUUGAAUCAA